Molecule: messenger RNA, 6019 nt
Organism: Sorex araneus (European shrew)
Lineage: Eukaryota; Metazoa; Chordata; Mammalia; Eulipotyphla; Soricidae
Gene: DAAM2
Product: dishevelled associated activator of morphogenesis 2
Exons: 27
Coding region: 219-3452 (1077 amino acids)
Biological process (GO): regulation of non-canonical Wnt signaling pathway; positive regulation of canonical Wnt signaling pathway; negative regulation of oligodendrocyte differentiation
Molecular function (GO): small GTPase binding; actin binding
Source: RefSeq, a predicted model, not a curated record
AGCGGCCAGCAGCGGCCAGCAGCGGCCAGCAGCGGGACGCACCAUGGGCCCCACGGAGCUGCAAUGUCAACACUCCCUCCCUCCCUUGCUCUCUCUGACACAACAUCCAGUCUCAAGAUCCCUGAAGUUGAGGUUGAAAGGAAUGAGACUAAAUCCAGAUCAAUGAGGACCUAGGCCAUCUGUCUGCUGACUGUCCCCCACAGACUGCAGUGAUCAUCAUGGCCCCCCGCAAGAGGAGCCGCCAUGGCCUGGGCUUCCUGUGCUGCUUUGGAGGCAGCGAGCUUCCUGAGAUCAACCUUCGGGACAACAACCCUCUGCAGUACAUGGAGUUCUCCAGUCCCAUACCGAACACGGAGGAGCUCAACGUUUGUUUUGCAGAGCUGGUGGAUGAAUUGGAUCUCACUGACAAGAACCGGGAGGCUGUGUUUGCCCUGCCCCCAGAGAAGAAAUGGCAGAUCUAUUGCAGCAAGAAGAAGGAGCAAGAAGAUCCCAACAAGAUGGCAACCAGCUGGCCUGACUUUUAUAUUGACCGCAUCAACUCCAUGGCUGCAAUUCAGAGCCUAUAUGCAUUUGAUGAGGAGGAUAUGGAGAGGAGAAACCAGGUCGUGGAAGACUUGAAGACAGCUCUCAGGACACAGCCCAUGAGGUUUGUAACACGCUUCAUCGAGCUGGAGGGCUUGGCCUGUCUGCUGAAUUUUCUCCGGAGCAUGGACCACACCACUUGUGAAAGCCGCAUCCACACCUCCCUUAUCGGCUGCAUCAAGGCUCUGAUGAACAACUCCCAGGGGCGGGCACAUGUGCUGGCACAGCCUGAAGCCAUCAGCACUAUUGCGCAGAGCCUGCGCACAGAGAACAGCAAGACCAAGGUGGCAGUGCUAGAGAUACUGGGCGCGGUGUGCCUCGUGCCUGGGGGCCACAGGAAGGUGCUGCAGGCCAUGCUCCACUACCAGGUGUAUGCUGCUGAGAGGACGCGCUUCCAGACCCUGCUGAAUGAGCUAGAUCGAAGUCUGGGUCGAUACAGGGAUGAAGUGAAUCUGAAAACAGCCAUCAUGUCCUUCAUCAACGCUGUCCUCAAUGCAGGAGCUGGAGAGGAUAAUCUGGAGUUCCGCCUCCAUCUGCGGUAUGAGUUCCUGAUGCUGGGAAUACAGCCUGUGAUUGACAAGCUCCGGCAGCAUGAGAAUGCCAUCCUGGAUAAGCAUUUAGAUUUUUUUGAGAUGGUCCGGAAUGAGGAUGACCUGGAGCUAGCCCGGAGGUUUGACAUGGUCCACAUUGACACCAAAAGCGCAUCCCAGAUGUUUGAACUUAUCCACAAGAAGCUGAAGCACACUGAGGCCUACCCCUGCCUGUUGUCUGUGCUGCACCAUUGCCUACAGAUGCCCUACAAACGCAAUGGGGGCUACUUCCAGCAGUGGCAGCUUCUGGACCGCAUCCUCCAGCAGAUUGUCCUGCAGGAUGAGAGGGGCAUGGACCCAGACUUGGCUCCCCUGGAGAACUUCAACGUCAAGAACAUCGUCAACAUGCUCAUCAAUGAGAAUGAAGUGAAACAGUGGCGAGAACAGGCAGAGAAUUUCCGGAAAGAACACUUGGAGCUGGUGAGCAAACUGGAGAGGAAGGAACGAGAAUGUGAGACAAAGACCUUGGAGAAGGAAGAGAUGAUGCGAACACUGAACAAGAUGAAGGAUAAGCUGGCUCGAGAAUCCCAGGAGCUGCGCCAGGCUCGAGGACAAGUGUCAGAGCUGGUGGCCCAACUCAGCAACAGCUCGGCUAGACCUGUAUCUUCUUCGCCUCCUCCAGGAGGCCCGCUUACUUUGCCUUCCCCUGUGCCAACCAGUGACCUGCCUCCACCCCCACCUCCACUACCACUAGCCUGCUGCCCUCCCCCCCCACCGCCCCUCCCACCUGGUGGUCAUCCCACUCCCCCAGGAGCCCCACCUUGCUUUAACCUGGACCGGACCCUCUCUUCAGACACCUUGCUCAGCAGUGAAAUUCCACUCAGGAAGAAGUGUGUACCCCAGCCUUCCCACCCACUGAAGUCCUUCAAUUGGGUCAAGCUGAGUACGGAACGUGUCUCUGGAACCAUAUGGAAUGAGAUAGAUGACAUGCAAGUGUUUCGGAUUCUGGAUCUAGAGGACUUCGAAAAAAUGUUCUCAGCGUAUCAGAGACAUCAGGAGCUGAUAACUAAUCCCUCCCAGCAGUUGCAGAAAGAGCUGGGGUCCAAUGAGGACAUCUACCUGGCCUCCCGCAAGGUCAAAGAACUGUCAGUCAUCGAUGGCCGGAGGGCUCAGAACUGCAUCAUCCUUCUCUCCAAGUUGAAGCUUUCCAAUGAGGAGAUCCGGCAGGCCAUUCUGAGGAUGGAUGAACAGGAGGACCUGGCUAAGGACAUGCUGGAACAGCUGCUCAAGUUUAUUCCGGAGAAGGGUGAUGUGGACCUUCUGGAAGAGCACAAGCAUGAGAUUGAGAGGAUGGCCCGAGCUGACCGCUUCCUAUAUGAAAUGAGCAGGAUCGACCACUACCAGCAACGACUACAGGCUCUGUUCUUCAAGAAGAAGUUUCAGGAGCGGCUGGCGGAGGCCAAACCCAAAGUGGAAGCCAUCCUGCUGGCCUCCCAGGAGCUGAUCCUCAGCAAGCGUCUGAUGCGGAUGCUGGAGGUUGUACUGGCCAUCGGCAACUUCAUGAACAAAGGGCAGCGUGGGAGUGCCUAUGGGUUCCGGGUGGCCAGCCUCAACAAGAUCGCUGACACCAAGUCCAGCAUUGACAGAAACAUCUCUCUGCUCCAUUACCUGAUAAUGAUCCUGGAGAAGAACUUCCCGGACAUCUUGAACAUGCCCUCAGAGCUGCAGCAUCUUCCAGAAGCUGCCAAAGUCAACCUGGCAGAGCUGGAGAAGGAGGUGGGCAACCUCAGGAUGGGGCUCAGAGCUGUCGAGGUGGAACUGGAGUACCAGAAACGCCAGCUUCGGGAGCCGAAUGACAGGUUUGUCCCAGUCAUGAGUGACUUCAUCACUGUCUCCAGCUUCAGCUUCUCAGAGUUGGAGGACCAGCUCACUGAGGCCAGGGAUAAGUUCUCCCAGGCCCUGAUGCACUUUGGGGAGCAUGACAGCAAGAUGCAGCCAGAUGAAUUCUUCGGAAUCUUUGACACUUUCCUGCAGGCCUUCUCAGAGGCCCGGCAGGACCUGGAGACCAUGAGGAAGAAGAAGGAGGAGGAGGAGCGGCGAGCACGCAUGGAGGCCAUGCUGAAGGAGCAGCGGGAGCGGGAGCGUUGGCAGCGGCAGCGGAAGGUGCUGGCGGGCAGUGCGCUGGAGGAGGGCGGCGAGUUCGACGACCUGGUGUCUGCCCUGCGCUCCGGGGAGGUUUUCGACAAGGACUUAAACAAGCUCAAGCGCAGCCGCAAGCGGUCUGGGAGCCAGGCCCUGGAAGCCACCCGGGAGCGAGCUAUUAACAGACUAAAUUAUUGACCUGGGACCCACAGGGGCAGGACCGGCUGUGGGGCCUGGCUGGAGGGGCGAGGGGAGAUGCCUGUGACCCCGACACAACUGGUGCUGGGCUGCAGGCCGGGGCAGGGCCCCGGACACUCCUGGCGGGAUGGGUGGGGUGUGUGUGGCAGGACCAGUGCCCCACUCACCUCCUCUUCCCUUGCUUCAUUUGGCAUCCUUGGACCCCUGGGCGCUUCUCAGGCCAACUGGGACAUGCUCUCCAACACCCCACAGAAGAAGGGUCCUGCUUGCCCCUCCCCCCUCCCCGAGAGGCACCCAUAGGUGGGCCCAGCAUGAUUUCAGACCAAGACCAAAGCCACUCCUGGGCUUGGUCCAGAUUUCAUGCGCAAUGGGGAAGAAGUUUGGUGGGCGGGUGAGGGAGGGUUGAGAUCCAAGGAGGAGUCUCUGCUCCUUUCUCAAAAGGGGCAGAGUGGAGCAAUUAUGGGGCAGGAGGGCACGGGUCUUGCAUCUGAUGGAGCGAAAAGUGAUGGUCUGUGCUGGGAAUAGAGGUGCUCCAGGAAAAAGGCGAGGUUGGCGCAGGGCCAAGGGACCAGGGCUCUGAGGGCCUUGGCUGUCCAACACGACACAAGUCCUCUGUGCUCUCCUCUACCCUGGCCUUGUCUACUCAUGCUGAAGCCCAGAAACUCCCCCUCGGGGGCCCUGCCGCCCUCGCAGGUGCUCGGUGAGUCCCAUGGUAAGGGGAUCAAGAAAGGCACCAGUGGUCACACCUCGUGCCUGGGGCUUGAAGCCCUCUGCUGGGGACGCCUCCCCCGAGACCAGACCUGGGCCUGGGGAUAGCGGCCUCCUGGGGAGCAGGCCUUCCCACAGCUCGCACGAGAGGGCAGCCCGUGAGCUUCAUUCGCUGGGGAGCCGCAGAAGGCAGAAGCCCCGAGGGAGCCUCUGGCUGCAGCCACCGGGGCCUUGGUGCAGCCUCCAGGUCACUUCCCACCUUGUCCCCUGGGCCGGUCCCCAGGCCAUCAGCACCCAGGAGGGCCCCAGGGACCAGGGCUUCCCUGUACCCUGCCACUGCUGGGGCGUCUCCUCCUCUGAAGCCUUCCCUGGCGUGGGGUUGGGGGGGGGGGCAGUAGAGCAGCCAGAGAAAACUGGGGCAGCUUUCAGGAUGGUGUGCUGCCCGCUGGGGUCGAGCAUGAAAGGCUGAGAACAGGGUCCCAGAGCCCCUCCUGGUGACCUCCUGAUUAUGUUCUUCAAACUGAGUUCCCUCAAGGGUCUGUUCUCCCAGUCCCUCCAUCCUCAUCCUUUCUUCUUGUGCAGGAGGAAAGGGGACAAGGCAGCAAAGCCUCGCCCUUCCCUGUGGCCUCUCCAUGCGAGGUGGCCUUUUGUCCCCUCUCAGACCCAGGUCCUCACUCACCCCUCCCUGCUGUCCUUCCCUUGCAAUCUCCCUGUUCAUCCUGCUCCUCUGGCUCAGGGCUACUGCUAGUGGACAGGCUGGUGGGCUGGGCCCACUUCGCAGUUGCAGAUUUCCUGGGGCUGGGACCACAGCGGCUGAGGGUGGGGGGAGGGUGUCGGACAUGUUGAUGAGCCCUGCAUGUGUGUUGGUUCGAGGGGAAGGGAAUCUAAGGGGGGCCUGGCCUGGAGUGGAGAGCCCAUCCUGGACCCCAGGGAGGGCAAGGCGAAGGCUCCUGGAAGAGCCUCAUUGGAGCUUUGCUGUACCCCGUGCCAGCCGAGAAGUUGGCACAGGAGGGCAGGGCCUCUCCAGGGCUUCUCCCAAAUGGGUCGGGCUGGACAGGGAGCAGCACUGGGUGGGGAAGGGGCUCUGGUUCUGUUCCACAGACCUGCCCCAGCCCUGGCAUCGCUACUCACCACGGAAGACGGGAUACACACCGAGAAGGAACGUGGAAGCUGACAGAUACAGUGGAGCCAAGAAGAGUUUUCCUGAACUGUUUAGCGGACACGGGCAUUGUUCCAGGGCUCCAGCUUCUCAGCUACCCUGCCCCAAAGAUAUUUUUUUUUCUUCUCUAUUUAUUAUUUUCUGGAUCUGGCCAGUGGCUCUGACACCAGAUGCCACUGUAGCUGGAUCUCCAAGAGUGCCUGGGACCAUGGACCCUCAUGGCCUGCUCAGUAGGGGCUGGAGAGCCAGUUCUGGGCAUGCACAAUGUUUACACCAAUGGUAUUUGCCCCUAGGCCUUGCUUCUCCUCUGCCCCUGCCCCUGCCCCCUUUGGGCAGAUGUUGCUGUUUCGUGUCCAUUGCAAAAUUCAGUUAACCUGAAAAAAUUCAUCCCUUCUCAGACUCAGUACUCACCCCUCCCCUGCAACGGAAGUGAGGUGCAUGGGGGGGAAACAUAUCCCAAGCGAGUGGAGAAGAGUCCAGCGAGAAAUCUCCCCUGCUGCCACCCACUUCCACCAGCUGCGGGGCCCCCUCCCCCGCUUCUGCCAGGGAUGCCUCGGCGUCGAGGUCGCACUCCCCAGCGGUCUCAGGCGAGAAAUGAGGCACAUGUACAAAAUCUGCGGUGUCCUUUUCACCCGCACCUUUUUUUUACAAGAAUAUAUUGUAAUACUAAAAAAUAUUAAAUUCAUACCUUUCCCACCCA